Knipowitschia caucasica is the source of this 804-nucleotide messenger RNA. The record is from the annotation of a GenBank genome assembly. Lineage: Eukaryota; Metazoa; Chordata; Actinopteri; Gobiiformes; Gobiidae.
AUGGGAAACUCACAGACCAAAGAAGUCAUCAAAUAUGUUGAAGCGCCUAAACCUCCUCCAACUCCAAUGUUUGAUAAACCUUGGAGAACGAUUGACUGGGGACAUAACUCAGGUCUUCUGGAAGAGUUGAAGGAGUACAAGCCAGAAGCUGAGGGCGUGGAACACUUGCGGGUCCUGGUUUACGGCCCUGUUGGAGCAGGAAAAUCCAGCCUCAUCAACUCCAUGAACACUGCUCUCAUAGGCAGGAUGGCUAUUCCAGCGGGUGUCAAUAACACCCAGGCAGACGAGGGAAGCUUCACUCUCCAGUACAAAACUCACCGAAUCCGAAAAGGACGAGGAAGUUCCAGGAGUUAUUUUCCUAUUGUCUUCAAUGACAUCAUGGGGCUGGAGAGUGACCAGAGUGUGGGCGUCCGGACUGAAGAUAUCAAACUGGCCAUGAUGGGACACGUGAAGGAGGGCUACAAGUUCAACCAACUGUCUCCACUCUCUCCAAGUGAUAAAUACUACAACCCCAACCCCAGACCAGAUGACAAGGUGCACGUCCUGGUUCUCCUGCUGUCCACCAACUGUCCAGAAACCAACUCCCCCAUGAUUCAGAAAAUGAAGGAGAUUCGACAGGCUGCAAGAGAUUUAGGGAUCCCCCAGAUUGCUGUUGGCACACACAUUGAUGAAAUCUGUGAUCAAAUCGAAAAGGAUGUCAAGAAUGUCUACAUGAGCAAGUCUCUAAAGAAAAAGAGCACGGGCACCAUCCUCUCCGGGAUACGAUACAUCCGCUGCCGUAUCGGAGUCUUGUCGAUCAGAUGA